Cottoperca gobio is the source of this 4806-nucleotide messenger RNA. RefSeq names its product kinesin family member 3B (gene kif3b). The transcript is spliced from 9 exons. Gene Ontology annotation, molecular function: microtubule binding; microtubule motor activity; ATP binding. NCBI's taxonomy places the organism in Eukaryota, Metazoa, Chordata, Actinopteri, Perciformes, Bovichtidae. Gene Ontology annotation, biological process: microtubule-based movement; mitotic cell cycle. The record is from RefSeq and is a predicted model, not a curated record. Gene Ontology annotation, cellular component: microtubule. Bases 634 to 2913 code for a protein of 759 amino acids.
UUUUGCAUAAGCUAACGUUGGCUAGCUCACCCGAAAGCUACUUUGAAGAAUCAUUGCUAACAUCAAUUGAGCAGCUAUAAAAUCACAGUUUUAUCAACCUGCUACAACUGGCAGAGUGCUCACAACGGCUGUCACUUCAUAACCUGGGAUUCCAACGUUGACUAUCGUCGUCAACCUAACGUCAGGUUUAUAGUUGCCGGUUAACAGGCUACAUUUAGUUAGUUGGCUAAAACGGGAUAGUGGCACCCCGGUGUAUAAUCUAACAGUUAACGUGUAUCAUUGUAACCUUAAAUUCUGCGCCUAAAGUAAUGUAAAGAAGAGGUUAUUAAUUUGGACCGACUAUCUUUAACCUAAUCAGUUUUCGGGCGUGUCCUUGUGUGUUUUGUGACAUCUGGAAAAAUAUUAUUAGGCUUGACAAACACUAACGUUAGUGUUUCCACGUACAAGAAGUUGUCAAGACCAAGGAAUAUAGAGCCGUACAUAUGUCAGUGUAAGGAUAGCUAACUAGCUAAAUCAUCAUCGCCAAAAGUUUCUGAUGUUGGGCACUUGAACUGGUGAACUGUUCCUGAAGCUGCAUUUGGAAGACAGAGCAUACAAGUGCCAAGCCGUGUGGAUUGGCAGCCACUCUGCAACAUGUCCAAGAGUAAGAGCUUGGAGACGGUCAAGGUGGUGGUCCGCUGUCGCCCAAUGAAUGAAAAAGAGCGGGCAGCCAAGUUUGAAAAGGUGGUCUCUGUUGAUGUCAAAUUGGGCCAAAUACUUGUUAGGAAUCCCAGGGAGGCUGCUGCAAAUGAACUGCCCAAAGUUUUCACUUUUGAUUCAGUCUACGACUGGAACUCCAAACAAAUUGAUUUGUAUGAUGAGACGUUCAGGCCCCUGGUAGAUUCAGUUCUACUGGGGUUCAACGGGACCAUUUUUGCCUAUGGGCAGACCGGCACAGGGAAAACAUACACUAUGGAGGGGGUGAGAAAUGAUCCAGAGAGGAGAGGGGUAAUCCCUAACUCAUUCGAGCAUGUCUUCACUCACAUUUCACGCUCCCAGAAUCAGCAGUACCUGGUGAGAGCAUCAUAUCUAGAAAUUUACCAAGAGGAGAUAAAAGACUUGCUCUCUAAAGACCAGACACGUCGUCUCGAGCUCAGAGAGAGGCCUGACACUGGUGUGUAUGUUAAAGACCUUUCGUCAUUUGUCACCAAGAGUGUGCGGGAGAUCGAACAUGUCAUGAAUGUGGGCAACCAGAAUCGAUCAGUGGGUGCCACAAACAUGAAUGAACACAGCUCCCGUUCUCACGCCAUCUUUGUCAUCACCGUCGAGUGCAGUGAGUUGGGUGUCGACGGGGAGAACCACAUCAGAGUUGGCAAACUGAACCUGGUAGAUUUAGCUGGAAGUGAAAGGCAGACCAAGACUGGUGCUCAAGGGGAGAGACUCAAAGAAGCCACGAAGAUCAACCUGUCACUUUCAGCUCUAGGGAAUGUCAUAUCAUCUCUGGUGGAUGGCAGGAGCAGCCACAUUCCCUACCGAGAUUCGAAACUCACCCGUCUGCUCCAGGACUCUCUGGGGGGCAAUGCCCGCACAGUCAUGGUUGCCAACAUUGGCCCUGCAUCCUACAAUUUGGAGGAGACAUUGACAACGCUGCGCUAUUCCAACAGGGCUAAGAACAUCAAGAAUAAACCACGUAUCAAUGAGGACCCCAAGGAUGCUCUGCUCAGGGAGUUUCAGGAGGAGAUCGCAAGGCUGAAGGAACAGCUGCAAAAGCGCUCCGGAAAGAAGAAAAGGAGAAGGAGGAGGAGGGCCGGGGAAGGCAGCGAUGGUGAGGAUCUGGAGGAAGGAGAGACAGAGGACGAUGAUGAAGAAGGGGACGACAAAGGGGAUUACUGGCGGGAGCAGCAGGAGAAGUUGGAGAGAGAGAGAAAGGCUAUCAUGGAGGAUCAUAGUCUGGUGGCUGAGGACAAAGUUCGCCUCCUUAAAGAGAAAGAGAAGAAAAUGGAAGAUUUGAAGAGGGAGAGAGACGCCGGAGAGAUGCUUACAGCCAAAGUGAAGGCAAUGGAGAGUAAACUCCUAGUAGGGGGGAAGAACAUUGUGGAUCACACCAAUGAGCAACAGAAAAUGCUGGAGCUGAAGAGGCAGGAAAUAACUGAACAGAAACGGCGAGAGCGAGAGAUGCAGCAGCAGAUGGAGAGUCGUGACGAAGAGACUCUGGAGCUGAAGGAGACCUACAGUUCUCUGCAGCAGGAGGUUGACAUCAAAACCAAGAAGCUGAAAAAGCUGUUUGCCAAGCUGCAGGCAGUGAAGGCAGAAAUCCAAGACAUCCAGGAGGCGCACAUCAACGAGCGCCAGGAGCUGGAACAGACCCAGAACGAGCUCACCAGAGACCUCAAACUCAAGCAUCUGAUCAUCGAGAACUUCAUUCCUUUAGAGGAGAAGAACAAAAUAGUCCACAGGGCUUACUUUGAUGAGGAGGAUGAAUACUGGAAAACAAAGCCCAUCACACGUUUAGAGGAUGACCAUCAGAUGAUGACCAGGCCUUUGUCUGCAGUUGGCUACAGCAGGCCUCUCAGUCACCAUGCUCGCAUGUCCAUGAUGAUGAGACCGGACAUGAGAUACAAAGCUGAAAACAUCAUGAUGCUGGACAUGGACCUGCCCGCUCGGACCACUAAAGAGUAUCAGGAGCCGGUUAUCGCCCCAAAGGUGGCGGCAGCUCUGGAGAACGCUCUGAGGGAUGAGGAUGAGAUCCAGGUGGAUGCGUCGGGCUUUCACAGCAGCUUGGGAUCAACCCCACCCGCCAGCGGCAGCCUCAAGAAACCAAAGUCUGGUCGACCCAGAACAGGCAAGAAGUCGAGCACCCCGACCUCUCCUUUCAGCCCCUCCAGUCCAGGAUCCCCACUUUACCCACAAUCCCGCGGCCUGGUGCCCAAGUGACAGCUUAUACCACCACCAACCUCUCUGGUGCACCUUUUGGGAUUCAAGUCUGAGGGAAUGGGUUUGACAGAAUAUUGGAUUCUGCAAACGACGGAACACUUUUAAGACUAAUGCUGCUUUGUAGGUUUUAACUGUAACCGCACCACUAUUACCUGUUGUCACCUCGGAGAUCUGAAACUCCUCCUCCUGAGAGUGAGCAGGACAGCAAACAUGCAUGACGCCUCGCAUCACUCUACACUGCUGUUACCUUUCACUACGUAUGGCUUAAUGCCACCGAUGUCUUAUAUAUAUAUGUCACUGUGUGUGUGUGUGUGUGUGUGUGUGUGUGUGUGUGUGUGUGUGUGUGUGUGUGUGUGUGUGUGUGUGUGUGUGUGUGUGUGUGUGUGUGUGUGUGUGUGAGAAAUUCUUCAACAUUUUGGGAAAAAGCUUAUUUGCAGAGAGACUAUCAAUAACUUUGCUAAAUACGAAGCCAGAGGCAAUUGUUUUUUGUUUUUUUUGCAGUCUCUGUCAACUCCCUAAAAACCACAACAUAUCGUUUUUCACAUUUCUGUUUAUUGGAUGAAAGGUGUUAUUUAUUAAUGUGUAGGACAAAGUUAACAGCUAGCCCUGGCUGCCAGUCUUUAUGCUAAGCUAAUCACAAAUAAGCAUAUUUCCUAAAAUGUCAAACUGUUCCUUUAACUCUGUAUGAUUGUAACUGCACAGGCCAGAAAGUGACGCAAACUGCAGACGUGUUCUGUCACAACUUGCUGUAAUCAGUAGGUGCUGUUCUUCCCGGGCACACAAGAUGGAGGUGGGGAACGAUGGGGGAGAGCGCGACACACUCGCACUCCCACUGUGGACACUUUAUAAGUUGCAGUUGGCCACCAGACAUCCCAGCAAAUCAAUGCCAACCACACAGCCUGGGUCACUUCAAAGUUACUGUCCUGGAUUUCCUCAGAUUCAUCAGGGUUCCAAGGUGCCUUAACCUGUGUCCUUAAUCUCUGAUCCUUUUUAUUUGAAGUGUGCACACACACAUUCUUCCCGGUCUGUUUUUUUUUUCUCCCAUCUAUUUCAUUCCAGUGUCAGGAUUGUUGUUCGCUUGGUCCUGACAUUCCUGUCAGUAUGGGGUGCACUCAUUAUAUGGAGAGGCAGAGCAUUUCUGGACACAGCAUUCAGCCACCCCCAGGGUUUCUGGGUAAGGGCCACAGGAAAGUGAAGGCACACAGAGGGAGAAUACUUCCCCCCUCUGUCGGUUUGUUUUUACCUCAUUUACCUUUGGUAUUGGUCUGAGUGGUCUAGCAGAACACUAAACCCCCUGAGGAGUGCUGAGCACAGUACUAUGGUGGAAACACUUGUAUGCCCACAGAUGAAUAAUAUGCAGUUUUAACCUCCAGAGUUCAGCCUGCCUCUCUGCUGCUCUCUGGUCCCCAUUCUCUGACUGUGAGGCGUGUGCUGUCCGCUUGCUGCUACUGUGUAGGGUUUUACAACCCACUGACAUUUCAUCAGGCCUGGGUCAAAAGGCAACUGAAAUCUUCUCCAAUGCCUGUGAUGUGUGCAGGUGAUCGUAUCUGUUCAAAAUGGAGAUUAGUACAUCUAUUGCUCACCGCACGUUACCUUGAAUUCUUGAAGAAAGCUUUGUAUUUCUCGCAUGCCUCCAUGGUGAACAAAGCAUCCAAAAACGGAGAAAAGAUCUUGAUGAAUUGAAGUAAACGAGGCCGCGUUUAACUACAUCAAAACAUCUGUUUACAAACCCUCACACAACCCGUGCAGUAUAAUCCAAGUUUCAGUUUUGGAUAUAGUUUUGCUGUUGUUGAACGCAGCCUCGUUUUAAUUCAAUCAAGACUUUUCUUAAUUCUUUAUUCACUGCGGAGGAAUAUGAGAAAAACAAAAGGUUUCUACAAGAAUUCAUGGUAA